Cephus cinctus (wheat stem sawfly) is the source of this 2225-nucleotide messenger RNA. RefSeq names its product protein KBP homolog. Lineage: Eukaryota; Metazoa; Arthropoda; Insecta; Hymenoptera; Cephidae. The coding region runs from base 174 to 1937 and encodes 587 amino acids. The record is from RefSeq and is a predicted model, not a curated record. The transcript has 2 exons.
CUGUGUCUGAUGAUUAAAUCAUUCCAAAUUAGAAAAUCGUCAAGCCAUCGUGCAGUGUGUCAUAAAAUAGUCCAAUAUGUUAAUUAUUUUAAUUUGUGAACAAUUUUGUGUAACAAAACAGUAAUACUAAUCACAACAUUAUAUACCUUUAGGAGAGUUGUGAGAAACACGAUAUGGAACCACGCGCUUUAGAUCCAACAACUUUGUCAGUGUUGGCAUUAAAAUAUAAAAGGAUAAACGACUUGUUAAAUGUUGAACUUAGAGAAGAUUCUGAUAAAUCCAUUCUAACGAAAAAGUACUCAGCAGCUACUUUACUAAAUGAUUUAAAAACAAUGAUUACUGGCAUUUCGAAGCAAAAUCUAAUUGAGAAUGAUGUAAAUCGGCUGAAGGCUAUGCUCGCCGUAAUUCAUUUGCAUUUUGGAGACAUUUCAAGAAUUGCAGAAUAUAAUGCGACAGGCGUUCAACAUUUACAUCAAUGCUUAGAAAUUAUAAAACAUAAUGAAAUGUUGCCUGAAAUAAUACUCAUAGCAGUACAAGCAUUUCUCAAAUUAAAGAUGGUCCAUUCAGAUAUACAUGAACAAAUUGCUUAUUUAUGUAAAGCCGAGAGGUUCUGCGAUGAUUACUUUUUGGCUAAUAGAGACCAUUUUACAGCUCCGAUCAGUAUUUUAAAUUUAUUUGGCAUAUACGAAGAUAUCGACACAAUGGAGCUGCUGCGACAACAUCAAAUUAAAAUUGCAUUACUUCUCACGUCCUUGUAUACAAAGCAACACGCUAAAAUGAAGAGUGUCUUGUCGUUUCAUGGUGGACUUAAAACUAUAAUCAGUUUCAUAGAUACAUUGAAUAUUCAUGCCGUCAUGCGGGCGGGCUUCUUCCACAAUUAUUUUACGGAAAAUUGCGACAGUGAUUCCAGCUUCCUGAUUCAUAAUAAAAAUGCUGCUCUGUGGAUAUUGGAAUAUUAUGGAACAGAAUUGGAGAUUAUAUAUACUAUGGGAUGUUUUACACAGGCAAAGGAAAAAAGAUUUAGGUACAUCCUAGAAUGGAUUAGUCAUGGAAUCUCAUUAUUUUGUGUUACCACACAUAGGUUACCUCACAUUAUUCCUCAAUCACAAUGUGGGUUGUGUGCUUAUCUCAAGCAAAUAAAAAUUGACAAGGCAUACGUUGUUGCUAUGAUCAUCAUGGAAGCAUCACUUGAUAUGAGCCAUUUUCUACCUGAGAACACUAAUAUGUCUAGCAGUAAAAGUAUGAGAAAACUAUCUCAUGAUUAUCCUGAUAUUUGGACGGUUUUUCUUAAUCUACAACAGUGGCUAAGAAUUGCUAAGAUGCAAUGUAACUUUAAAAGACCAUCAUGCGACUAUAUAGCCAUCAUAUUGAGUUUCACACAGAUAAUGGCAGCCUUAACUAUCUUUGAGGAAAACAAUGAAAAUAAAAUUACAAUACAUAAAGAGAGAAUUGAAUGUUUUUUACAUUUGGAAGAAAUAGAUUAUCCUGAGGAAGUCCUGAUCUACCGAACAGUUUGGCGUGAAUUGGGAUUCACUUACAAUCAAAUGUUAGAAAUCUUGGUAAUAAGUAAUGCAUCUAUGAAUCUUAUACCUGAACCUAUUCUCUCAAAAAUAAAUCAAUAUGGAAUGCAAGCAAUAGAUUAUUAUGAAAGAUAUUUGAAUACGUAUAUUGAUAUCGAGACGCAAAAAAUGCCAGAAACCUUUCCAGACAACAAUGUAGCUUAUAUUUUAAAAGUGUACUAUUACCUAGGGAAACUUCAUUUGACUCUGUCGAAGCUCAAUAAAAAUCAAGAUCAUGAGAAUAAAUGGAAAAGUAGUGAGGCAUAUAAAAGAUUAUUAGAUUACUGUGCAAAGGUUCCAGAUGUAGUAAAAUUAAUCAAAGAUGAAAUACCAUUGCGCGAAUUAUCUGAUAUUGCAGAAGCUAGUACUUCAAGCUGAAGUAAUCAAUUGAUUGUUAAAAUAUAUCAAUUUGCUAUAUAGUUUAGAAUUUUAUACCACUACAUUUACUUUUUUAUAAGUAUUUUAAUUUGUAAUUAUGUAAUAUCACUAUUAAAUAUUUGAAUGUAUAGCAAAUAUCAUUAUGUUCGCAGGACACUUUUGUUGUAGUCAUCAAAAAUAUGUUAUUCUUUUGAUACUAUGUGCUAUUGUUAUAGAAGUUUAAAAAUCCAGAAAAAACAUUAGACAGUUGUGUAUAAAUAAAAAAUAACUUUACCUGGGGUAGCGGAA